This is a messenger RNA of Photinus pyralis (common eastern firefly), 2216 nucleotides long. RefSeq lists its product as uncharacterized. Bases 470 to 2125 code for a protein of 551 amino acids. Gene Ontology annotation, molecular function: diacylglycerol O-acyltransferase activity; long-chain-alcohol O-fatty-acyltransferase activity. Gene Ontology annotation, biological process: triglyceride biosynthetic process. NCBI's taxonomy places the organism in Eukaryota, Metazoa, Arthropoda, Insecta, Coleoptera, Lampyridae. The transcript is spliced from 7 exons. The record is from RefSeq and is a predicted model, not a curated record. Gene Ontology annotation, cellular component: plasma membrane.
UUUGGUCCUGACUACCCGUUACACCCAAGACAAGGGAUUCUUGAGAUCAACAGCGCUGCGUUUCUUGAAGUCGUCCUAAUCCCUGGUUGUCAACGUCCCACGCAAUUCCCAUUGGCGCCUGUCGUUAAAACUACUUGAUACCAAAACAUUAGCAGAACCAUUUUUGUGGAAAAAUAAACCUUAUCGGUUGUUUUUAUACACAACUCAAUAGUCUUUGUAGGAAACCUGAUUGCUGAGAUUUCGAGCAUACAUUAAUAUAGUGUCUUCAAGACUGGCGAAGAAGCGCGACUACUAACAACAAUAAUUUUGAACUGGAAUCUAGUUUAGAGAAAAGAGAUAACUUUAGUGUUCGAAUACAUUUGUUUGCAGAUAAAAGCGGGUCUUUUUAUUUAUUUUGGUUGUACGACGUGAGCGAUUGAUUUUUGACAUUUUCACGCGUUGCUUCUAACCUUUCUUGAUAUAUUUUAAGAUGGAUCUGCAAUCCCCUUUCAUAUAUCUUGCCGUAUGCGCAUUUCUCGUGAUGGUAGUGGCAAAUGUGAGACGAAUUCACAUGGAAACAUAUGGGAAAUGGUCAAUUGUUGUGCUUGCCGCAAUGGUAUCGGUAUCGAUCAUUUUUUUAUGGAUUCCGUUGCACAUUGCGCUUAUUGUCUUGUGGAUGUACCGAGAAAUCAUACGAGCGUACCUGAAACUCAAACAUGGAUCGGAAUUUUUCGGAAUAAUUGGAGGUUCUGAUGUUCUAUAUUUAACUGGGGACCACGAAAAAAAUGCUAUGUCCAUAUUGAUGAUCGUCGAAAGCAACGCCGAGGACAUCUACGAAAUAUACAAAAGUGUGGUGGACAGAUCUUUCUUUGCAAACCCAAGUAAGUUCCCAGAGUUGCACUGUGUGGUUAGACAGUUUGGCGGUUACUUCUACAAAGUGAAAGCAAGUCCGACAGUGGAGGAAUGCGUGAAGAAAAUGGAAGAGGUAAGCUGCGAGGGUGACAAAAUCAGCAAAGACGAAUUUAAGCAGUUGAUGAAUAAGUGCUGUAACGAAAAACUACCCAAAGGUAACACCCUCUUUUGGGAUUCGUACAUUGGUGUACAACCGCUCGAUUGGAAUAGUGAACCAAACAGUAGUGCACGCCAUUACCCGGUCGUUUUCCGCUUGCACCAUGCUAUCGGUGACGGAUUUGUAGCAACUCAGCUUUUAUCCAUAUUAGUCGAUAGGAUCCCAUACGAAAGUCAAGAUCCCAUGCACACCUACCUCAACAAGGUUAAAUCAGACCCACCGCUCGCAAUCAUUUUCCACAAAAUCGCCGUAACGUUGUAUGCCAUUGUUUACAGUAUUUCAGCAAUCCUGCUAUAUUUGUUAAACAAGGGUAGCAACAACCCCAUGCAGGGCUCUAAGCGAAGCAAUGUCGACGUCAUUACAAUGAAAGUUGACAAGGGAGAUUCUGUUCGGAGAAUAAAGCAGAUUAAAUCCACAGUUGGUCACACUGGAUUUGCAAACAUUUUACUUACAGCUAUUUCAGCAACUCUUCAGCAGUAUUUUGAAUUUCACGCCAAGUGUCCGGAGCGCAUUAAUGUUAUCGUCCCCUUCCUACGAAAAGCUGCGUCGCUAUCCAAAAUUCCACUGGGCCAACUUGACGCCAGUGAUAUAUCUUUUCAUAACAACUUUAUCCUGCUUAUACUCGGUUUGCCUUUGAUUGUCGGAGAUAAUCACGACGUUAGCUUGACCAAACGCUUGGAGGCCGUUAAUAAAGCAAUCGCGAACUCUUCCAAGUCCGCAACCAAUACGAUAAUGUACUUUUGGUCACACAUUGGAAUACAAGUUCUACCAAUUCCGAUCUUUGGCCAAGUAAACGACGCCCCGCAGUCCAAUGCAAUCGUAAGCGUGCUUCCAGGACCGGGCCAGGCGUCGCUGGCUGACGGGAGAAUGCCAAUUCGAAAUGUAAUGUCGUGGAUACCGCUCGCUGGAGGAGUAGGUAUGAGUAUGUGCGUUAUCACUUAUAACGAGGGGCUCAACGUUACUCUGAGGGUAGAUAAGGAGAUCAUUUCGGACGAAAAGGUUGCCCAAAGUAUUUUAAAUGGAAUUUUUGAGAAGCUCGAUUUGUUUGAGAAGGAACUGAAAAUAAAAUCGGAUUAGGGAACAUUCAAUUCUUGUGUGCAGUAAUAUGUUUGUUAUUUUUUUUGUUAGUGUUUGUUGAAUAUACCGAACACUUUUGUUUUAUUCUGUA